Messenger RNA from Guillardia theta CCMP2712, 1191 nucleotides. RefSeq lists its product as hypothetical. The record is from RefSeq and is a predicted model, not a curated record. Gene Ontology annotation, cellular component: nucleus. NCBI's taxonomy places the organism in Eukaryota, Cryptophyceae, Pyrenomonadales, Geminigeraceae. Gene Ontology annotation, molecular function: RNA binding; protein binding. The transcript has 5 exons. The coding region runs from base 4 to 1191 and encodes 395 amino acids.
GAAAUGGAAGGAGCUGCAGCUGGUAAUGGCGGCGGGGCCUCCGCUGGUGCAGGUUCGUUAGGAACCGCAGCGUCAGCUCAAGAUGCAGCGGCGAGGAUCAAUGCCGCUCUCGCGGGUCAACCGGUUCCUCCCUUGCCUCCUGGAGGACCUGCGACAACACCGGCAGCGUUGCAAGCGGCGGCGGUGGCGGCGGCGGCGGCAGCGCAACUUGCUGGGGGUUUCAAGACAACUGUCAAAGUUGUAGAGAUCAAUGGAUCACCAGCCUCGCAAAGGAACAUUCUUACUCGAGGCACAUGGCAGAAGGAAGUGACUGCCAAGAGUGGAGCAGCAGUCGUCACCAAGGGAAAGUUCUACUCGCCUGAGGAACUGGCGCAACGAAAGGAUGGCGAUGAAAUCCCUCUCUCGUUGGAGGUAUCAGCGUUUGACGCGCGACAAGUCGACAAGGCUGUAGAUUUGAUCCGGGAGAUUAUGAACGAUACGCCGCUGCCGGACCCGAGAGCGCUUUCGAAGCAAGUGGCAGAUGGGUUUGCCGUGAAAAAGGUCUUUGUUGGACUGGAAGAUGCUCCUCCUACUUUCAGCGUCAUCGGAAAGAUUCUUGGACCCAAAGGCUCAUACCUGAAGCACAUCAACACGAUCUCUGGCGCUCGGGUUGACCUGCGUGGGAAAGGCUCUCGACAGCUGCCGGGGGUACCAGGAGCUGAUCUUCCUCUGCACAUAGAGAUCUCGUCUCGGGUGGAGUCUCAGGUGGAGGAAGCUGUUCGUCUGGUAGAAGACCUCGUCGGGACUGUCAAAGCAGAUUACGAGAAGUAUAAGAAAUCGCAGGAGAGGAACAACUUCAACUCCAUGAUCCCAAAGCCUCCGCUCCCUCCAGGGUGGGAGCAGGCGUUUGAUCCGAGCGGAAGGGUGUACUACAUCAACCACAACGACAAGACUACCUCCUGGACGCCUCCGGUCAUGCCUCCUGGCCCAGAGGCAGCACAAGGAUACCCAGGUCAAGUCCCUCCAGCUGCAGGCUACUACGGAUACCCGGGCUACGACCCCAACGCCUACUAUGGAGCUUACGGCUACGACCCCAACGCCUAUGCCCAGUACUACAACUACUACGGGCAUGGCACAGCCGAGGGACAAGCGGCUGGUGAAGGUGGAGAAGCGCAGGGAAGUCAAGCAGCUGCAGCUCAACCGCAGGCGUGA